AUGGCCGAGAAUGAGAAUGCCUCCGAUUCUUCCACAAUUGCUCGAUGGAUCCAAAGCCUCAGACUCUCUCUCGGAAAGACAAGAAUAAUACCCAUCCCACGAUGGAUCUCUCCUCAAUACAGCACUUAUACACUCUCGGAAGCCUUUGGUCACUCUUCUUUUAUACUGGUGGCAUUGUCCUAUGCUGUGGAAGACUUUAUGCACCUUCGUUUGAUUGCCAUUGCUGGUUCCUCGGCCAUGUUGGUAUUCACCUACUUUCAUCCUCACGGACGGAUAUUGUGGCUUCCCUUCAAGUGGAAUGCCCUCUUUAUUCUCAUCAAUUCCUAUCGAGUCCUGAAGGUAUACACGGAUCGAUUCUUUGCGGGUCAAAUGGACGACUUGAUGAUGUACAUGCACGACCAUCAUUUUUACGUCAUGGAUCUGAUUGAUUUUGCAGAACUGAUCAAUGCUGGACAACGACAAACUUUUAAAAGUGGGGAUGUCUUGGUCAAACAGGGAGAAAACAAUCGCUUUGUCCGAUUGGUUUUACAGGGAGAUUUGGACGUCCAACGGGAUGGGAUCACCACCUACUUGAUGCACCAGGGGAACUUUAUUUCCGAAUCUGGCUUGCACGCAGGGUUGCUGCUGCGUGGAAAUGUCAAUUCGUGCUGUUCGGUCAUUGCCAUGAGCGAUGACGUCCAAGUCAUUAGCUGGGACCGAACGGAACUCAUGUACUUGAUGGAGUCCAACAAGAACAUUCUUCGGGCCCUGAAAGCAGUCAUGUCCUGGGACAUUGUGUCCAAGCUAAAGUCACAACGGUCCCUCCUUGCAAAUGGUCAGGUCAAAGAUCCCGAAGAAUGGACCAACAAGCGGAGGGAACAAACGGUCCAUCGCUACAAGGGAAUCUUGAAGAACGUCUUGGCGCAUCCAGCCUAUCUCAACAAACGCAAGGAGGAGUUGAUGAAAUAUCGAGACAUUCAUCACAUUGAAGAAGCGGAACACGUACAUGCCUUAAAAGAAACGGGAUGGACGUUGGCCGAAUUUGAUGCUGGCAAAAAGGAAGGGCAGUUUGACGAGGAUUUGUCAGAACCUCAUCCUCAUGACUGGAAGGCCUACUUUUAUCAAUUGUAUGAACGGUUGCUUCAAUAG
This is a messenger RNA of Cylindrotheca closterium, 1128 nucleotides long. Lineage: Eukaryota; Bacillariophyta; Bacillariophyceae; Bacillariales; Bacillariaceae. The record is from the annotation of a GenBank genome assembly.